AUGUUUAAGAUAAUAACUUUACUUUCUCUGAUUCUUCAAGUUGCAUACAUCAUUCCACAGAACUGUUCUCCCGUGAUUUAUACGAUCAUUGCAACAGGUGGUCUGUCUUUAUCUCCAGAUGAAACCAUAUCAAAUCAUACCAUUAAACGUGGGAUUGUCUCGUUAGAAUGUCACGAGCACUGUCAGAAAGAACCAGGUUGUGUUGGAUUCAACUACAGAGACAAGAUGAAUGUUGUGAACUGCCAACUGACCAAUAUCACUGAAAAGACAAAUCACACCUCAAUGACGGAAGAAAGAGAAUGGAUACUAAUGCGCGAUGAUGAAGCGGUAAAGAAAAGAAAUGACAUUUUAAACUCAGCCACUAGCUGUGCACACCUGUAUAACAAAGGAGUGAGGAAAGAUGGUGUUUAUACAAUCGAUCCUGACGGCCUGGGAUCGUUCCAAGUCAGUUGUGAUAUGAACACAAACGGGAAUGGCUGGACCGUGUUUCAAAGAAGACAAGAUGGAAGUCAAGAUUUCCUCCUUGGAUGGCCAGAGUACAAAAAAGGCUUUGGUAAUUUGAGCGGCGAAUUCUGGCUGGGCCUUGAUAAAAUACAUCGUUUGUCCAAAUCUGGUCAAGACGCGGUUUUAAGAAUUGAUUUGAUGGAUUUCAAUAGCACUGGGCGUUACGCUAAAUAUGGAAAGUUUACUGUGGCUGAUAAAUCAGACAAAUACAGAUUGAAUAUUGGCAAUUACUCAGGUGACGCAGGUGAUUCUCUUGCUUAUCACAAUAAAAUGCAGUUCACUACCAAGGAUAGCGACAAUGAUCCUCGAAGUAAUGGAAAUUGUGCUAUUACCUUCAGAGGAGCUUGGUGGUACAACGACUGUCAUCGUUCAAACCUCAAUGGCGUGUACCUUCAUGGUGCAGGUGGUCUGUCUUUAUCUCCAGAUGAAAUCAUAUCGAAUCAUACCAUUAAACAUGGAAUUGUCCCGAUAGAAUGUUACGAGCUCUGCCAGAAAGAACCGGGGUGUGUUGGAUAUAACUACAGAGACAAGAUCAAUGUUGUGAAUUGCCAAUUGACCAACAUCAUUGAAAAGAGAGAACAAACUUCAAUGAAGGGAGAAGGAGAAUGGAUACUAAUGCUCGAUAAUAAACUGGAAAAGAGAAGAAAUGACAUUUUAAACUCAGCCAUCGGCUGUGCCUAUCUGUAUAACAAAGGGGUGAGAAAAGAUGGUGUUUAUAAGAUAAAUCCUGAUGGCCUGGGAUCGUUCAAAGUCAGAUGUGAUAUGAGCACAGAUGGGGGUGGUUGGACCGUGUUCCAAAGAAGACAAGAUGGAAGUCAAGAUUUCUACCUUGGAUGGUCAGACUAUAAAGUUGGCUUUGGUGAUCUUUCAGGCGAGUUCUGGUUGGGCCUUGAUAAAAUACAUCGUUUGUUCAAGUCUGACCAAAAUGUUCUAAGAGUUGAUUUGAUGGAUUUCAAUGGCACUGAACGUUACGCUAAAUAUGAAACGUUUAGUGUUGCUGAUGAGUCAGACAAAUUCAGAUUGAAUAUUGGCAAUUUUUCAGGUGACGCAGGAGAUUCCCUUUAUUAUCACAAUCAAAUGCAAUUCACUACGAACGAUAGCGACAAUGAUGCUCGAAGUGAUGAGAAUUGUGCUACCGGAUUCAAAGGUGCUUGGUGGUACAACAACUGUUAUAAUUCUAACCUCAAUGGCCUGUACCUGGGUGCAGGUCAGUAUGAUGCAACCGGAAUAACGUGGUUGAUGUGGCGGGGCCAUUAUUCAUUGAAGAAGACGGAGAUGAAAAUUCGUCCAAACUACUUCAGCUUAACAUGA
This is a messenger RNA of Dendronephthya gigantea, 1815 nucleotides long. RefSeq lists its product as uncharacterized. NCBI's taxonomy places the organism in Eukaryota, Metazoa, Cnidaria, Anthozoa, Malacalcyonacea, Nephtheidae. The transcript has 9 exons. The coding region runs from base 1 to 1815 and encodes 604 amino acids. The record is from RefSeq and is a predicted model, not a curated record.